UAUAGCAACACCCUAUACAGACUUGUCCUUAGCAAACAGCUUGAGAAUUUCAGGCUUAUUAGCAGUUUAUUAAUUGUUUGUGCUAAAAAAAUAAAUACUAAAAUAAUAAUGUUCAAAAGAUUUAACUCAAAGGAAGACUUUAAAGGAACAACACCUAUUAAAUCCUCUAUCCAACGUGGCAUCAAGUCAAAACUUGUUGAAACUUUCCCUAAGCUCGAGCUAGUCAUUGACGAAUUGAUCCCAAAAAAAUCUCAGUUGACGCAAAUUAAAUGUGAGGAUCGUAUCUUCCUGUAUGCUUUGAAUGGAGAAGUAAUUCUCUUUCAACACUUUGAUGGACCAGUAGUUCCCUCUCUUCGCCUUAUUCACAAGUGUCCCGAUGCUUUCCCUCAAGUUCGCGUUGACCGUGGUGCUAUCAAAUUCGUUUUGUCUGGCGCCAAUGUUAUGAUUCCGGGUCUUACUUCUGCAGGUGGAAACUUACCAGAAGAUAUUGGCAAAGAUGAAUAUGUGAUUAUUAUGGCUGAAGGAAAAGGAGCUCCGGCCGCCAUUGGUCUCACAAAGAUGACUUCUAAAGAAAUGAUUGAGACAAAUAAGGGAAUUGGAAUUGAGAAUGUCCACCAUUUAGGUGAUAAUUUGUGGAAAACCAUUUUAGAUUAAAUGCACGACCUGAGGAAUGUGUACAUUUUUACAAGCCAUGUUGAUUGAAAAAUCUCUUAGACUUAAAAAUUAAUUGUUUUUCUAUGUGGAGUUGUUUGCACCAAUAAAAAAAUUCGAAUUUGCAAAGAAAGUUCAUGAGCCUUUAAAGUAAUGAAUAAGUAGGAUAUUUUUGUAUGGUCUUAUUUACACGUUCAAAUUCCGCA
This is a messenger RNA of Schizosaccharomyces cryophilus OY26, 857 nucleotides long. Its product is annotated as RNA-binding protein Tma20. NCBI's taxonomy places the organism in Eukaryota, Fungi, Ascomycota, Schizosaccharomycetes, Schizosaccharomycetales, Schizosaccharomycetaceae. The coding region runs from base 109 to 654 and encodes 181 amino acids. The record is from RefSeq and is a predicted model, not a curated record. Gene Ontology annotation, biological process: formation of translation preinitiation complex. The transcript has 6 exons. Gene Ontology annotation, molecular function: RNA binding.